Molecule: messenger RNA, 402 nt
Organism: Dujonia railenensis
Lineage: Eukaryota; Fungi; Ascomycota; Pichiomycetes; Serinales; Debaryomycetaceae
Source: the annotation of a GenBank genome assembly
AUGUCUUCAUACUCCACCGUUAAAGCUGCCAACUGGAGAUUCGUUGAGUUAGGACGUGUUGUCUUGAUUGACAACAAGGACUUAGCCACCAUCGUCGAAAUUAUCGAUCAAAAGAGAGUUUUGAUUGAUGGACCAAAAAUCCAAAGACAAGCUAUUGCCUUAGCUAAGGUUGUCUUGACUCCUAUUGUCGUACCAAACUUAUCAAGAGGUGCCAGAACCGGUACUGUCGAAAAGAAGUGGGCUGCUGCCGAAGUUGACUCUAAAUGGGCUGCCACUGCCUGGGCUAAGAAGUUAGCUGCUAAGGAAAGAAGAUCACAAUUAACCGACUUUGAAAGAUUCCAAGUUUUAGUAUUAAAGAAACAAAGAAGAUUUGCUGUUAGAAAGGCUGUUGCCAAGGCUUAA